Molecule: messenger RNA, 2183 nt
Organism: Ochotona princeps (American pika)
Lineage: Eukaryota; Metazoa; Chordata; Mammalia; Lagomorpha; Ochotonidae
Gene: SLC41A2
Product: solute carrier family 41 member 2
Exons: 11
Coding region: 222-2018 (598 amino acids)
Biological process (GO): monoatomic cation transport
Cellular component (GO): plasma membrane
Molecular function (GO): monoatomic cation transmembrane transporter activity
Source: RefSeq, a predicted model, not a curated record
GCCAGCUUAGGAAGUUUGGCUGUUCUCUCGCUAAUCCUGAUUCCCCCAAAGGUCAGAUAAACAGGUUAGUGUCAACUGGUGAUGGGAAACUUGAACAUGACUGACUCCAUGGACAUCAAAAGCAGCAGAAUCCAGUCCCUCUGUGGAACUUCUGAACAUCUUUUGCUAGCGAGAACGUGUUCUACACAAUGAAGCCAACAACUUAAUUUGCAGAAGUGUUUAUGUGCUUCUGCUUCAUCUGCUAUUGUUCACGGUACUUGACAUCUAAGCAGUACAGGGUCUUUUGCGAUGACAAUAUGACUAAUAGUAAAGGAAGAUCUCUUACCAGUAAAACAAGUGAUGGUUCAAAUAGUGGAGGAAGUUUUGUAGACUGGACUUUAAAUUUAAAUACAAUUCAGUCUGAUAAGUUUUUAAACUUACUGUUGAGUAUGGUUCCAGUAAUUUACCAGAAAAAUCAAGAAGACAGACACAAAAAAGGGAAUGGCCUCUGGCAAGAUGGACUGUCAGCUGCAGCACAGACUUUGAGUAGCAGAGCUGAGCAGCACAUGGAGUAUCACAGUUUCUCAGAGCAGUCUUUCCAUGGCAGUAAUGGGCACAUACCAUCAGGCUGUAGCCAAAAGUAUGAUGACUAUGCCAACUACAACUACUGUGAUGUGCGGGAGGCUUCAGAAACCACUGCCAUGUUACAAGACGGAGACGCGUCCAGCGAUGGCGAUGAGGAUGCCAUUGUGGAAGCCAAGCAUAAGUUACCAAAGGAGUCCAGUGGCAUCAUGGCUCUGCAGAUACUUGUGCCGUUUUUGCUAGCUGGCUUUGGGACAGUUUCAGCUGGCAUGGUUUUGGAUGUAGUACAGCAUUGGGAGGUGUUCAAAAAAGUUACAGAAGUCUUCAUUUUAGUUCCUGCACUCCUUGGUCUCAAAGGGAACUUGGAAAUGACGUUGGCAUCCAGAUUAUCCACUGCAGUAAAUAUUGGGAAGAUGGAUUCACCCAUUGAAAAGUGGAAUCUAAUAAUUGGCAACUUGGCUUUAAAGCAGGUGCAGGCAACUGUCGUUGGUUUUCUAGCAGCUGUGGCGGCAAUUAUACUGGGCUGGAUUCCAGAGGGCAAGUAUUACCUGGAUCAUUCCAUCCUUCUGUGUUCCAGCAGUGUGGCAACUGCCUUCAUUGCGUCUCUCCUACAGGGAAUCAUAAUGGUUGGGGUCAUUGUUGGUUCCAAGAAGACUGGCAUCAAUCCUGAUAAUGUUGCCACACCUAUUGCUGCUAGCUUUGGUGACCUGAUAACUCUGGCCAUUUUAGCUUGGAUAAGUCAGGGUUUGUACUCCUGUCUUGAGAACUAUUACUUCGUUUCUCCAUUAGUUGGUGUGUUUUUCUUAGCGCUCACUCCUAUCUGGAUUAUAAUAGCUGCCAAGCAUCCAGCCACAAGGACAGUUCUCCAUUCAGGCUGGGAGCCUGUCAUCACGGCCAUGGUUAUCAGCAGCAUUGGGGGCCUUAUUCUGGAUACGACUGUAUCUGAUCCAAACUUGGUUGGAAUUGUUGUUUACACACCUGUUAUUAAUGGUAUUGGUGGCAAUUUGGUGGCCAUUCAAGCUAGCAGGAUUUCAACCUACCUCCAUUUACAUAGCAUUCCAGGAGAAUUGCCUGAUGAACCCAAAGGUUGUUACUACCCAUUCAGAACGUUUUGUGGUCCAGGAGUAAAUAAUAAGUCUGCCCAAGUUCUACUGCUUUUAGUAAUUCCUGGACAUUUAAUAUUCCUCUAUACUAUUCAUUUGAUGAAAAGUGGCCAUACUUCUUUGACUGUAAUCUUCGUAGUUGUGUACUUAUUUGCUGCUGUGUUACAGGUAUUCACCUUGCUGUGGAUCGCCGACUGGAUGGUCCACCACUUCUGGAGGAAAGGAAAGGACCCUGAUAGCUUCUCUAUCCCUUAUCUAACAGCGCUGGGGGAUCUGCUUGGGACAGCCUUGUUGGCCUUAAGUUUUCAUUUUCUUUGGCUUAUUGGAGAUCGAGAUGGAGAUGUUGGAGACUAAUAAAUCCUACAAACGGCUCUCAGAUUACUAAGGAGGAAAACACAAAACAACCACUCUGGCUCUUUUUCAAACCUCUUAAUCAGUAACUUAAUUUCUGCCAGGGUGGUCUUCAGUUGGCCCUGAGAUUCAAUUAAAUGGCCUUAAAGAAUUUGUGUUAAAAACAGA